AUGCAGAUCUUCGUAAAAACUCUUACGGGGAAGACCAUUACACUUGAGGUUGAACCCUCGGAUACCAUCGAAAAUGUUAAAGCCAAGAUUCAAGACAAAGAAGGAAUCCCUCCAGAUCAACAGAGGUUGAUUUUUGCUGGUAAGCAGCUAGAAGAUGGGCGCACCCUAUCAGACUACAACAUCCAGAAGGAGUCCACACUUCAUCUUGUACUGCGGCUGAGAGGAGGAGCCAAGAAGCGCAAGAAGAAGAAUUACUCCACACCUAAAAAAAUUAAGCACAAGAAGAAGAAGGUCAAACUAGCCGUCUUAAGGUUUUACAAGGUCGACGAGAACGGCAAGAUCCAUCGUCUCCGUCGUGAGUGCACGGGCGAACAAUGCGGCGCUGGCGUCUUCAUGGCCGUGAUGGAGGACAGACAUUACUGCGGCAAGUGCCACAGUACUAUGGUCUUCAAGGACGACGACAAAUAG
Messenger RNA from Pieris macdunnoughi, 468 nucleotides. The record is from the annotation of a GenBank genome assembly. NCBI's taxonomy places the organism in Eukaryota, Metazoa, Arthropoda, Insecta, Lepidoptera, Pieridae.